Molecule: messenger RNA, 399 nt
Organism: Dentiscutata erythropus
Lineage: Eukaryota; Fungi; Glomeromycota; Glomeromycetes; Diversisporales; Gigasporaceae
Source: the annotation of a GenBank genome assembly
AUGUCGAAAGAAAAAAAAAAGAAAUUAAAUACUAAUAACAAGGAAUCCGAAGAUUCAUACCGACAUCUCCUUAAAUUAGCUAUAGCAGAGCUCAAUAAAAAUAAUUAUUCGGCCUUUAUUUGCUCUUUAACUAGCGUUAUUGAUCAUUGCAAGCAAGAAAAUUUGGCAAUUGAAGCAAAAUUUUGGUUAGCACUUAUAUAUGAAAAAGGUUUAGGUUUUGGAAGUAAUGAAAAAAAUCAAGCUUUUAAUUAUUAUGAAGAAGUUUUUGACAGUAAUUCAAAAUUCAAAGAAAAAGCCAGAGACCAUUUAAUAAUGUGCUACUCUCAAGGAAUCGGUGUUAAAAAAGAUGUUUCAAAAGCUGAAGAACUUUACAGCGGGAAACCAAAGAAAAUUAAGUAA